AUGCAGUUUAUCAAACUCAAGGAAAUUUCCAGGAGAAUUUAUUUACUUUACUGCACAUUUACUCUGUUUCUACUGGCGGAGGGAAGAAAGCAUCUCACAAAAGUGAAAGUUGGAAUUUUUUUGGAUCGAAUUUUACACAGCGAAACAUCGUUUGAAAAUUACACGCAGGACCUGGCUGACUUCUAUCACAACACAACUUUGACGAAAAUCUCCCUCGAAACACAAACGAUUCAGUUAAAUGGGCUGCCGUUUGAGGAUAUUUCGAGAAGAUUUUGCGUCGAUAUUGUACAAAACAACAUCUCAGUGAUUGUGUUGCAGACGCGAAACCUGGAGCUCACGCAGUUUGUGGGACACUUGGCUUCCUUUUUUAAAAUACCGGUCAUAGAAAGUGUUAGUAGAGAGCCCCUGCUGUCCGACAAGGUAGGAAAAUCAUUAUCCUGUCGUUUUAAGUUGAAAAUUUUGACUAUUUUCUUUUCGCUCACUAGAAUGUUAUCCUUUACUUCACUCAACAUUAUGAUAAGUUCCUUGAAAAAUAAUCUGACGUUUCUGAAGAAUCAUGUCUCUGAGGACAGACGAAAAGUCAGAAUUAGUUCCGGAAAAACAAACAAUCCGAUCAGAUAUGAUUUUUCUCGCAGAUUCUGUCAAAAUGUUUUAUAUUCAUCAUUAUCUCUAACUAAAAGAACGGUUCAACCUUCUUUGCCGCUAAAAUAUCUGACGUUAAAAUACAUCUUUGCCGAUGGAACCAAAAAUUAACUUGGACAAAAUAUGGGGAAUAAUUUAUUUUUUCAGCGUCUAAAAAAAAAAAAACAACACAUUUUCGUCGCAUAUUUACAGCUUUCAUGACAUCCGUAAGCACCACAACACGCAUUUUAACGAAUUGAACAAAGGAAAAUUGCCUACAGAAAAUCGAUCGUGACCAUAGAAACAAAGGUGCCCCCUUUUUAUAGCAAUUGCUAACUUCUAAUUUAAAGUCAAAUUUUAAACCGUGAAAGCUCUUGACUCCUACACAAAAACCUUGUUUGGACGUGCAGUUUACCACAACAGUAAGAUUUUACCGGUGUUGAUUCUACCACAGACUGUUAAUGCGAUUAAAUACAAAGCCGCAAAAAGAGAUUGCAUAUUUCAUUGAGUGCCCUUUCGAAAUUUACGUGUGAUUAUACUACAACACAUCCUGUCUGAUUUUUAUCGCUCACAUCCGGUAGAACCUUUUAAAUCGCAUUUUGCUGAAGGGAAACGCCAUUUCUUUACUUUUAUACUGAGGAAAAAGUCUCACGGAGCAUAUAAGUGGCUAGUUCAUUUAUCGUGUUUAAUGUUAGUACUGUAUGCUACUUUCUACUUCAAUAAUCAGAAUCAUGAUUACCACUUAAGAAACUUCAGUCAUUUUAUAUCUUCACGUAAGACAUUACGUGAAGGUAAAAUACAGUCUGUAUACAAAUACAGAAAUAAACAAAAUGAAAACAAAUGAAACAAAUGAAAUGAAUACAGUAAAUUACAGUCUGUAUACAAGAGAACAUUUACAUUUUGCGAGCUUAGUUUAUCACAUCGCUCUUGUAGCAUUCAUGUACAGCUUUGAAGAAACCUUCCUACUAAACUUUACAAAAACUUUAGACCUGAGGUCAAACUCUUGAUCUGAUUCAAUUUCUUUUAACAAAACGAACCGUCAGUUUUUCAUUGCCUUAUUUUAGUUUGACGAUCAAAGUUCUCCCAUUUCAAAGUAAAUUUAUGUAUAGAGCUUUGAGAUCCUUUUGCCAUGUCUUCCAAUUUUUAUGUAAACAAUAAAUCCACGCUCACGUUCAAAGUCAGUACAUGCAGUUUCAUUUUAAUUCAAGGCGUGCAAGACAAUUACUGCGUUUGCUUUUAUUUUGAUCUAUUUGCGUCACUCACGAAUUUUACUGACGGUUAGUUUUCAAAUCAUGUCGUGUGUCAAUUUAUCACUGCUAUUAAUUACAACGUAAUUUACAAUACUUCUAUCAUAUUCGACUAAAAAAAUUUGGUAUCCUCCGCGCAAAAUCACGAUCACGCAAUGUAACUUUCACGCAAGAGAAAGGAGCACGGAACAAGUCAUAUAUUGUAAUUCCAUAUUUUUUCCGAAUUUAUAAGAGAUCAAUUAAAUCCCAUUUUUCGUUUGUCCUUGAAAAGUGUUUACACACAAAGCGUUAAAUAGAGGCGAGAUAUAGGUUUAACAGAAAAAAAGAGAUGAAGAAAAGGGAUGCAUGAUUGUGAUCAAGGGAACAACUAUGACUCAAUAAAAAUGCGAAUAUCAUUUUGCUGGCCAACCAAAAAAUAAUUCAAAACUAUCGGAUCAACAGUGACUCUUGGUGCCAAAGGAACUGACUUAAAGGCAUCACGCAUAUUUUAGUAACAGGAUGAGAGACAAUCCGCUUUCAAUUAAAGGGUUUGUUCAGUGAAACGGUUCUUAAAAAUGGCGGACAGGUGGUAUUUCAGUUUAAGAAACCUUUCAUCCUAUUUGCUGUGGUUUUGCAUUAUCUACUCGCGUGGACGAAUGUUAAUAAGUUGCGCGCGAAGUAUUUUGCAAUAGCUUGCCAAGAUGUUCCUGUUUCAAUGCCCACACAGGAAGGAGAACAAUCUUUUUUAAUCGUACUCCACCAACCAAAAAUAAAAAGACUUUAAUUUUAGGAAAUUUACAAGAAAGCAAUGACAUAUUUCCUCCAGAUAUAUUAGCAAAUAAUUUUUCGAAAGAGGUCUGUCUUUUCGAGGAAAACUUUCUUUAUUUUCUUUAUAAGACGCAUGAAAGAACAAAAAAAAUUGACUUGAUCUAGAGCUUUCAUACAAGAAGAGAGACCUGAUAGCAUUUAAACGUUUUGCUGUAACCUUAUCAUCAGCUUCGUUUCCAGGAAAAAACCCGGUUAUGGAGGACGGACGUUAAUAUAUAGAGCCGCGUUUGCUGCUGAAGCAAACGACUAUUUUUAACCUUUUUUCGUUACCCUAACAGUUCCGACACCGACAGAAAAAAUCCUUUUGACAACAAAUGCAGAUAUUUUGGCUCUAUUGCUCCACAAAAAAAAUUCUCGCUGUUUUCCGUUCGAGUAAAUGUGCGACUUUCUCUACGUGAUGCAUGCUAAUGGAGCACCAUGUAGUCGUGUAUUAUCGGCUCAGUAGACAUAUGGAAAUAUAGCGACUGUUUAAAAGCGGAAUCAAUCCAAAGUGCUACUGCCCUCGAGGCUCAAGGAAAUUCAAACAAGAUCUAUACAUUCAGUUAUUUUUCUCACUUUUAUCGCUACGGAGGGAAAUUGGCAAAUUUUUAUUUAGAAUCAGAAAAAUACGAACCUCUACCUUGCGUGUAAAAAAAGACUUUCGAAAGCUUCUCAUCAGAAAAUAUAUAUAUUAGUUGAUGCAAAAAUGCAUUUUGAAACUUCUGCGUUUGCUUGACAUGAUGCCAAACUUUACCCAAAAUACAAUUCUAACUUUUUCAGCUCCAAACGCUAGAAAGUCAUGGUUACAUUCAAAGCGCUCUGCUGGCUGAAAAAGCUAUAAUUGAAAAAUAGUGUUGAUCCAGCGAUAUUAUUAAAAAAGGACGCGCACGACAUAAUGGUUUUUGGAAAAAAUUCAUAAAAAAUUAUAAAAUAUUUACCUUGAUAUGGCGUUGUUUGUAAAUUGGUAUUCAACGAGAGUCAAGGUCACGAGAAAUACAAAAUACAUACUUUCAGGGAGCUUUCGCUGUUUGGCGAUAUCAAAAAGGCUACAGGCUAAAAUUAAGCCAGAAAAACAGAAUGUGAAUACUGAGCGAUUGAGUCUUAGCCUACCGCAACACUGAUUCGAAAUUAUGUGCUAAAAACGGCUUAUAUUCCCAAGUCAACUUGACUAAGCGUAAUGAUUCAGGCCUUAAUGCGACCGAAGAGCUUACAAAAACAAUGCAAUUAGAUGCAUAAUGGUGAGAAGUAUGCGUGAAUAGACAGUCCAGUAGUGUUCUUAAAAUAGAUCGACGUAUCUAAAAACCAAUUUAUGAUAAUUGCUAGAUACUUUUGAAUCAUGUGAAAUUAAUGUGGUACCUAGAAAACGAUGACUUUGACGAGUUUUUGCUAAGAGUGAAGCUCUUAUAAUACGUUGGACACGAUGCCUAUUGACGGAAAACUGUAAAAAUAUCCCGUGUAAUGAACUUAUAUUUUUUUCAAUUUUGCCCAACCCUUUUUAUUCCAACAGUGAUCAAGACAGAAUUUCUCUUUACAGUAUCGAUACAAGAACACGAAGACAAGUGAUGAGAGUAAUAAAAAAAAAUACCAAUUAGGGGAUUAUCAAUCCAGUACCAAAUUCUCCGAAAUAACAUCACGAGCGGUGUAUGGCGCAUGGUAAAGAGAAUCACAAUUGAAAUCUGCGAGUGAAAAGAAACCGAUCCAUUUAUUUUAGAAAUCGAUCUUGAUCAUUUAAUAUUCAAGAGCCAUAGUCUUCUCCAGAUUUCCGAAAUCUUUUUUUGGCGCGUACGGACCAUAAGCUAUCACGUGACGACUAUCUUAGUGAGUUGCGUUACUUUAAUUCCUUGAGUAGGUGGCUCCGCUUACGAGCGAACACGCUACAGCUGCGCUGUUAUGUUCUGUUUUUUAAUAAUGCGUUCUUCGUUAUUUACAGGAAUAUUUCAGUACACUUGUCCGUAACGUUCCAUCCGAGGUCUUACAGUUUACAGUAUUCCUCGAUUUCCUUAAAUUUGCUUGGAGGAGACGAGCGUAUGUAAUAGUCAGUGAUGAUAUGUCGUACGGGCUGGCUCUUCAACAUUACCACGAAAAUGACUUUGCAGAUAUCACUAUUAUCAACCUUGGAUCACCUAAUGUCGAAGAGGGUGAAAUAAUCAAGCAUUUACUAAAGAUAAAAUCUAGCACAGCUCACGCUGUUUACCUCUACUGCGACUCAAAGCUAGCGCACUUUAUACUCUGGAUCGCAAAAGAUUUUCGUCUCAUCAACGAUGAAAUGUUGUGGAUAAUCUCUGAAAGGUCACUUGAAAAUAUACUAGGCUUUUACACUUUACCCAGUUUCAUUUACGUUAUAAGAACCCGUCGAUUUUCUCAAAGCGAAGAAAAGUUCGACAGAACGCAACUAAUUCAUAGCUUGUCAGUUAUUCAGAGAACGUUUGAAUCAAUGAACGACACAGAGGUACACCAGUAUUUGCGGAUGCCUUUAGACUGUUACAGUUCCAUCGCUUGGGAAAAGGGCAUGGAAUUGCACAAGUAAGAGAAAGAUAUAUCUUCUUUAGGGGUAGGGGGACUGUCGCUGAGAAUAGGAAAGUUUGACAGAUGCAGGAGCAACUCGACUUGAUUAUGAGUGAUCACCUCCAUAUCUUUCCUUUACCCUCACUCAAAUUCAAUCUUUCAAGGAUCCGAUGACGAUAGUGUUGAGUUCGAACACUUUCCAGGUUAUCCAUGACUCGUAUGUUUAAUCAAGAGCAUUUCUAACAGUAAUAACCCUUUACACCCUAACAUCAGUAGGCAUGUUUGCUAUACGUUUCUCUAUACAAUUCCUGGAUUAAUAUCAGUAUCUGGGCAACUGCCCACCUACCCAAACAUUAACACUAACUUAUUAUCAAUUGACUGUUGUUGGGUUAGGGGAGGGGUAGGUGGGCAGUUGCCUAGAUACUGAUAUUGAUCCCAAUUCCUUAGGUACUGGAAAGGAGAAAUUUCUCAAAUAGUCAAUAGCUUCUUUAGUUGUCAAUCAUUCAUAUCAUUCUCAUGACCUUAAUGUUUGAUUCAGGGGUGAUAUUGUAAGGAUAAAUUAGAUGCUGGUCACUCUUAGGGUUCAAAGAGUCAAACUAAACCUCACCGCUGUGCACUGUAUGUAACACCUCGUGGUAUUACCAUGGAACAUCCCUCUGUCCAUUUACCUUUCUUAUUAAACGGUAUUUUGAUUGAAAUUUGCAAAACCAAAACCAUAGCCAAUCAGGACAAAGGAAAAUAUCACUAGGAACCAAUUAAAAUUCAAAGUGAAAAACAAGCAAGCUGCCUGAAGCACGGGAAAAUAGGAGAGUGAACAAGACGCGAUUGGUCUAAGUGUUGAAACGGCGAGAGGCUGGCUCGAGAUUUUCGGGCCAAUCACACUGCGAAGUGAAGCAAAACCGAAGCCUUCUCUGAUUACUCUCGAAACCCAACUGAAAUUCGCUCAAUAAACAAUCGCGUACCUUCAAUGACCGAGAAAAUCCAUGGUUUGUUAAUCGGAGGCUUUGCAUUGCAGACAUGUAGAGUAACAUGGUUUCAAAAGCUAAUGUAAAAACAUUGGCUCAAUUUCAGUAUCUGAGAACCUACCCCUCCACUAACCCAACAACAGUCAACUGUUAUAAGGUGGGGUUAAUGUUGAGCUAGGGGAGGGGUAGGUACGCAGUUGCUCAAAUACUGACAUUGAUCUAAAAUAAUUUCCACUGAUACAACUUCAAUAGUUGAAAUACUUUUUAACUUGAGCAGUUUCUUUUGAACCUGAUGCAGUCAUCACUAACUUCUUAAUUGUCGUGAAAUCUGUGUUUAGAUUACUCGAGGCGAGUGUUAACUCACGCGACUCAAACCAGAUGGGGCAAAAAACUAAAAAUGUUCAUCCUUCUUACGAAAUUCUGUAUCUACAAACACCUUACAAGCAGAACGAAGGCUGGGUACAAAUAGGAAUAUGGACAAGCAAAGGAUUAACAUUGCAAUUACACGAAUUAGAUCAGGAAACGCCGGAUAAAAAAAUCGGAGAAAUUCCUCGGCUUCUAGCUGCAGUAGUGGAAUAUCCUCCGUUAACUAUGAAAGCGGACUUCGACGAGAGCGAAGGAUGCUAUCAAGGAUUAGAGUGCAAAAAGUACACUGAUAAUUCGCAAAAUUUUACCAGAUAUUGCUGUUAUGGACUGGCAAUCGACGUGCUUCGCUACGUUAAGACAGAACUUCAGUUUGAACCACUGAUAUAUUUUGUUCGCGAUGGAAACUACGGUGCCAAAAAUUCCUCAGCGGGCACGUGGAAUGGUGUUGUACGAGACGUCUUGGAAGGAAAAGCAGACAUCGCCAUCGAUCUCAUGACCAACGAAGCACGUUCGGAGGUAAUCGAUUUCUCUUUGCGCUGGACGCACGCAGGUCUCGCUCUUCUCGUGCUCGUAGGAGAGCAAAAGGUGGAGGAUCUCGAUUUUUCGUUUUUCCGACCUUUCACAAUUUAUUUGUGGAUGGGCAUGAUAGGAGUUGUGAAUUUCUACCUGGGUCUUCUGUGGUUCACGGACCGUUUGAGCCCUUACGGACAUCGUAAGUCGUUUCGAGCUAGAAACCACAAUGGGUUUGACCUCAGUGAGAGCAUGUGGUACUGCUGGGGAGUAUGUUUUGAUAACCAGUUUGUGGACUCCAGGCCGCGUAGUUUGAGUGCGCGGGCCAUGGCGGUGUUUCUGGCGAUUUUUGCGCUGAUGUGCGUGACGUCAUACACGGCUAACCUGACAGCUCAUCUGUUAUCUGAUGACACCAAACCCGAAGUCACCGGGAUCCGUGAUCCAAAGGUGAGCAUCCGGGACAGCCUACAUUAGUUUAAAAGGGUAUGAGACAUGUUUAUCCAUGUUGAAUCUCAAGGGUCAUUUAAUUAAGGUGGCUCUGAGCCGCAUGCACUGAUCUUUUAUCAGCUUUGCAGGAAGAUGAACUUAGAUACGCGACUGCAAUAGAAGUAUGACAAAGAGGUCACUGGACCCAUUUUAGAGUUGCUGGCAAAUUCAGCUCUAGUUAAGGGUGUCUCUAAGAGAGUUUGGUGUUUCCACGGUAACCUAAAAGGUAAAAAAAUCAUCAAAUGAAAUAACUAGGAUAUUUUCAUACAAUUUUCAAAGAAUACACGAAAACUUUUGGUAUUAAUAACUAGAAGAAUUUGUGUUACGACACUGUUUUGAGCAAAGCCUCGACAUGAGAAACAUUUCAUUCUCGUGGAAAUAAACUUUAUUUUCACUGAGACGGUUUUUCACUUGACCCCAUUUUGAAAGUGAGGGGCUUUUUUACGUGCAAUUGGCCUUUCCAAAAUGAAAAAGAGGCACAAACAUACCCGUUAAAGAACAGCGCUUCUCACAGCUAUUUUCACGAAAAAAUCUGUCUCCUUUCCUCUGUGAGGCGUGGGCUUGAAUCCCGUUCUUUCCUGCGAUUGAAAAAACCUUUACUAUCUUAGAGCGCAUUUAACAUUGUGACGUGAAAGUAUUGCCCGGAAGUACUUGUAAAACAUCCCAGGUUACGCCAUCUAACAUCAUUGAAGGAUGACUUUCACUCUUUCCGGGCCUCUUUGAAUAUUCAUUUCCUUUACGCUAAAACCUGAAUUGAAGUAGCUUUUGGAUUUCUCUUCAGAUCACAGAUCCAGAUUCGAAGAUUACAUACGGGGUCGUGAAGUCCAGCUACGUGGAUUCCUACUUUGAACUAAACGAAGACCCCAUCAUGCAAUCCAUGUUCAGGCGCAUGCGUGAUAAGAAUCACUUGGUUAAUAACUUCACAGAUGGAGUGGAACGAGUUCGAAACAGGUUUGACAUGUUUUUCCUGUUCUAUGAUAGCCUCGUCAAAAUGUCUCACUUGUGCUUAAAACGACACCGCUUAAGUUUAACGCAUCUAAAAAGGCGACAAAGGCAAGUGGAAGAAAGCUUGGUUAUUUUGUGAGGUAUUCCAGGUCCGGUCUUUUAGAAGGAUGGAAAUGCUAUCAGCGGCUAUCCGCUGGAAAAAUCUCUAUCCGGUGGAUAGUGCAAAACAUUUUGUUUACUCGUAUCCGCUCGAUAGCGACUUAUCCGUUGGAAAGCUUUAUCCAGCCUUUGAACGAAUGGGCCCAAUGAAAAAACCCGCGUAGCCGAAGUCGUCUUCGUAGCCGUUCUUUUCGAUGCUACGUAAUGUAUGCCCCCUCCCCACCUCCCCACCUCCCCUUAUCCCAAUAAAAGGCUGUGAAAUUUACACAGCGUGAAGAAAGAAGUAACUUUGCUAUUUCUCCCGGGCAGGGUGGUGGUGAACAGAUGAGUAACCCUUCCCUCCCUUCCGGCUACACACCCGAGUGGAGACGCAUAACGAGAGUAGAGCACCUCACUUAAGAACGCAACACAAUCACACAGCCUGAGCUCAGACCCAGUCCUUUUAACUCAAAAUGCAGCACGCUCACCAUUCACUCGCAACGCCUUCAGUAAUUAUCAACUGACGCAAUGUUUCUUCCUCAGGAAAUUGGACAUUUUUAUCAGUGAGGUUUUGUCCUUAGACUACGAAGUGGCAAAACAGAAAUCUCCGUCAUAUCCUCGAUUACAGGUUGUUGGAGCUGCUAAGCCUUUCGCUGAGAGUGGAUAUUCUUACGCGUUUAAGAAAAAUUCUCCAUGGAAACCGAAAUUUGACUUGGUCAUCAACAGGAUGAAAGCUGAAAACGUGUAAGUAGUAAGAAAUGCCCUAGUAGUCGAUCGAAUUUGAAUGAAUAUAGCAAAAUAAGUAUAUAUUGACAGUAAAAAAGGCCACAUCCUAAAUGCUGACUAGAUUGCAAAAAAUCUCAGGAAGACUUCAAUGACAUCAAACUGGGAUUCUGAGAAAACUAGCUGGCUUGGAAAUUUCGAAUGAUGUUUAACACAUUGGAUUAUUCGCAAUGUUUCAUGAAUUUUGCGAUGCACGGUUUUCUUAGCAUUGCACUUUCUGGGAAUGAACUAAAAAUAUUUUCGUAUGAAAGGUAUCGACAUUUACCAAGGUUCUGUUCCCUUUACCAAUAAGUAGGCUAUGUUCACAACGGCUUUCUUUACUACUCUUUACACCCUAACAUCAGUAUGCAUAUUCCCCUUACUGUUUAGUAUACAUUUCGUAUGGUAUUGAAAACGAGAAUUUGUUUAACAAUCAAGAGCUUCUUGACUGGGUGCUCAUUUUCUAUUUUCUCAUAACCUCGAUGUUUGAUUCAUUAGUGGUAAUGUGUAGAGAAAUUGGAUGCUGGUCAUUCUUAGGGGUUAAGGGUUGAGACUCCUGUCACGAAAGAACACACCUUCACACACACACCACAAAUUGUCGACCAGAACAAAGGAAAUAAAACAAGAACCCCAUGAAAGACAAACGAAACAAAUGCAACGUGCAGAAAACGCGGGAACGCAUGUGAUUGAGCCGCUUAAAACCAAUCACAAGCGGUGGUUAGUUUGGGCUUGAAUCUCAUUGGUCAAAAGUGUGGCACGAGGUUUCAAGUAGGCCAAUCACAGCGCGAAAAGCCUAAUUUUGUCCCUAUUCACAGGCCGAGCGAACUCUACAAGAAAUGGGUUUCUUCAGGCGAGGACAGAAGCGAAGAACAUCACCAAAGACUGAACGUUUACUCGCUAAGUGGUGUUUUCUUUCUUGGUGCUUCCCUGGCGCUGGUCGCCAUACUUUUUCUUUCCCUCGAGAACAGACUCUUCGCAGCAGGUUUCAUUUACCAAGACAUGAAAGGUGACAAUUUCCACGAGAAAGGCACGCGAAAGUACUCGGGCGCAGUUAAAAGGAAGUUACUGGACUUCAAUACGAACAAGGACGAGGCAGAAUUCCCGGAUAUAUCAGACUACCUCCGUAACAGGAGGAGAAGUAACUUAAUGUUAAAGACUUUGUAUAAUCCUAAAUCUAUAAAAAGGAAAUACGAAGAGGCAGGGGAAAAUGGUACCGCCACGAGUUCUGUUUAGCAGUUGAAAGAGUUAGUUAUAAAAAUAGUGAAAUUUGUGUAUCAGUUUUCUCAAGAUGAUAAGCCACUUUUCCAUACUAAGAAGGAAGUUUCAAAAUCAUA
Molecule: messenger RNA, 10665 nt
Organism: Pocillopora meandrina
Lineage: Eukaryota; Metazoa; Cnidaria; Anthozoa; Scleractinia; Pocilloporidae
Source: the annotation of a GenBank genome assembly